AGAGGAUAAAAGUAAGUAAAGUAGACCUAACCGACCCCGGACCCGGGUUCGUUACUCCACUAACUCCAGAUUCUGAAACCGCGCGGAAGAUAAACACUGCGGCCAGGACGUGAAGGAAGAUUAAAUUUACCUUUGAUUACAAACCAAAGUUUAGUAAAUUGAAUUGAAUAGCAGAUGGUGCCAUACAUAGUUUGAAAUAAAUUAUGAAGACUUAUAGAAUUCAUCGACUCAUCUACAUAAUAGGAUUUUUGGACCUGUUUGGAGUGAGCCUAAUUCUCCCCUUGAUUCUGCCAUUGGUAAAGAACUUGGGUGUCUCCCACUUCACUGCUGGGUGCGUCACAUCCGUCUAUGGCGCUAUCCAGUUAUUAAGCAGUCCAGUAGUGGGUCGGUGGAGUGAUAAUGUGGGCAGGCGACGAGUGAUACUGGUGUGUCUACUAUUGACUGCCAUCAGCUAUUUUGUGCUUGGGUCUUCACAGUCUCUGUUGGUGAUAAUUUUGGGCAGAGGUAUUGCAGGAAUAUUCAAGCACAGUCAGACAGUAUGUCGGGCUUUACUAGCAGACAUAACUUCUCCAGAAGAGAGAUCACAGGUUUUUGGGACAUUUAAUGCAACAUCUAGUAUGGGCUUUAUCGUAGGUCCCAUGCUUGGAGGUCACAUUGCAGAACUUAAGGAUGGAUUUUCUGUUGUAUGUAACCUGGGUGCCUUGUUCUUUCUGCUGGAUUUUGUGCUGUGUUGGAUGAUCAUCCCAGAUACACUCCAAAUGCAACCACAGUCAGCAAAGACAAAACUUGAGAGUGGUAACAGGAGUCAGCUAUAUGCAUUUAUGAAGGAUAUUAAUUGGCAGACUUUUUGGGAUGUCUUUCUCAUCCGAUUUUUCCUGAGCUUCUCUACCCUUGUGUACAGAUCUAACUUUUCACUUUUGGUUGUUCAAAACUUUGGAGCCAGCCCAAAGGUUAUUGGAUACCUCAUUUCAUUCCAGGGGAUUAUCAGUGCCAUGGCUGGUUUCUUCAUGGGCCCAGUAUCAAAGUUCUACAGAAACUCCCAGAGAGAACUAUACUAUGGCUCCCUAUUGCUGACUUUAUCUCUGUUGGGACUCACUGUUGCUCCAUCACUCACUUUACUCAUGGUAUGCUUGGUACCAUUAUGUGUUAGCUCAGCAGUUAUACGAGUCAGUGGCACUGCUGUCACAAUUAGUCGAUGUGAGCCAUCAAAGAUUGGAUCUGUGACUGGAUUCGGGCAAAGCAUCACAUCAGUGGCUCGUAUGGUCACCCCACUCAUAGCUGGGAUCUCUCAAGAAAUUAGUGUGUAUGGUCCAGGCAUGAUGGGAACUGUGUCAGCAGGAAUAGGUGCUGCUCUUUCAGGUUACAUUGCAUGUAAAAAGGCAUUGAAAGAAGAUUAAUACUACAGGGGGUAUUUUAUUAAGAUUUGGUGUGACUUUGUUUAAUACAGUACAGUAAAACCUCCAUAAUUUAUAACUUCAUCAUUCAUAAUGCAUUAUAAUUUAUUUAUUUUUAGAGCUUACUAACCUAACCUCAGGUUUGCAUAAACUGAAAUCUCUUAAAACAGUCAACUAUUUAAUUCCUUGUAUACGGCGAUCUCUGUGCUGAAUAAAUUUGUCUGGUGUUAUCCAAAUACGGCCUGUAAUAUAACAAAAGUGACUUCUCCAUUUUGAAGGGGCUAACUAUGAAAAAUAGGGAUGAGGUCCACAACCUAUAUUGUACCUCCCCAGACCAAUUCUGUUCCUGUUCAAUCAAAAUAUUGUCCUCGUAUCUGAGGUUUAGUGACCACAGUCCUCCACUCAAAACUUUUUUUUGGCUGUUUUCACUAAUCCUCCAAGAUUUUGUAUAUCUCUGGGAACCCAGUUUUUUAUUUCAUUAAUUCAUCCCAGUCCCUGCCUUCUCCUGGCCCUCGUACCCUCAACUUUGCCCAUUAAUAUUUCUGUUAUUAUCCCCAUAUUCCUAAUUAUAUGAUGAAAGUAUUUAAUUUUUCAUUUUGUCUACAUUUCAAGUAUUACUCUUGGAGUUUUUGCUAAUCUUAGUAUUUCGUUUAUUUUCCUUUCAGUGUAGCUUAUUUUUACCAUAUACGUAUAACACGUGUUUGCUGAAAGUGUCCAUCCUUCUAACCCAUACAUCAGUCCUUGCCAUAUAAAGCCUUUCAGCAGC
Messenger RNA from Homarus americanus (American lobster), 2160 nucleotides. Its product is annotated as major facilitator superfamily domain-containing protein 9-like. The record is from RefSeq and is a predicted model, not a curated record. The transcript has 9 exons. Gene Ontology annotation, molecular function: transmembrane transporter activity. Bases 204 to 1397 code for a protein of 397 amino acids. NCBI's taxonomy places the organism in Eukaryota, Metazoa, Arthropoda, Malacostraca, Decapoda, Nephropidae. Gene Ontology annotation, biological process: transmembrane transport.